This is a messenger RNA of Encephalitozoon romaleae SJ-2008, 1173 nucleotides long. Its product is annotated as DNA repair and recombination protein. Gene Ontology annotation, biological process: transcription-coupled nucleotide-excision repair. Bases 1 to 1173 code for a protein of 390 amino acids. Gene Ontology annotation, cellular component: nucleus. Gene Ontology annotation, molecular function: ATP binding; ATP-dependent chromatin remodeler activity. The transcript has a single exon. The record is from RefSeq and is a predicted model, not a curated record. NCBI's taxonomy places the organism in Eukaryota, Fungi, Microsporidia, Unikaryonidae.
AUGGAUUGUAGAGCAGAAGACUACGAGAAGUCCUUUGUUGAAAAAUACUUGGAAAGAACGGCGGCAGAGAAGAUUGACGAGCUUUUAAGAAAGAUAGAGAUGCACAAAAGAAAGGGAGACGUAGAGAAAGUGAAAGAGCUGGAGAAAGAGAUAGAGGAAGUGAAAAAAGGACUGGUAGAUGAUAAGUCGAUUGUGUUGAGAGUAGAAGACAGAAAAGAGGAUGCUGGAAGUAAUGAGGCCAUUGAUUUUGAAUGGUCUGGGUCUGAUGAUGAUGAAAAUAUUGAGGUGUUUAAUUCUAGAUGCGAAAAAGCAAUAGGGAAGUAUUGUAGGCAUAUGGGAAUUGGAAGGCAUGAAUUUGAGAGCCAUUUGAAGAAAGAGAGUCAUACACGCCAAGGGUUUUUGGUUGCCAACUUCCUUUGGGAUACACUUUUUGAGUAUCAGCAGGUUGGAGUGGAAUGGAUGCUAAGACUGUAUAAGGAUGGAAAGGGUGGGGUUCUGGCAGAUGACAUGGGAUUAGGGAAGACCAUCCAAAUGAUUGCGUUUCUAGCAAUUCUUUUCCAAAGUAAGUCUAUUUCGAAAGUACUGAUACUAUGCCCUGCCACUAUAGUUUCACAAUGGACUCUUGAGUGGAAGAGGUUCUAUCCAUUUGUGAGAGUAUUCUUUGGAUUUUCAGGGAGGAACUGUGAAGGAGUCUAUCUGAUGUCAUAUGAGAGAUUCAAAGUAAGAGCAAAGGAUCUAUUAUGGGAUGUUUUAGUUUUGGAUGAGGGCCAUAAGAUUAAGAAUAGAAAUGCACAGAUAACUCUUUCUGUAAAGAAGGUAAGGGCAAAGAGUAAGUUUGUUCUUUCCGGAACUCCUAUCCAAAACAACCUCGGGGAGCUGUGGUCUAUGUUUGAUUUUGUCAAUCCAGGGCUUCUAGGGUCCCACACUUCUUUUCAUGAAGAGUUUGAAGAAGUGAUACGUCGGGGAGGAUACAAGAGUGCUACCAACCUUCAAGUGGAAAAGGCCUACAAGCACAGCUUGAUGCUAAGAUCACUAAUAGAGCCAUAUAUACUGAGAAGAACAAAGUCACAGAUUUCUCAUAAGCUUCCAUCGAAAGAGGAUAAGAUAGUGUUCUGCACAUUAACACCGGUUCAGAUUGAGCUUUACAAUAGGGUUCUGAGUCUAAGCAUGUAA